AUGUACGCUUUAGUUUUUUGGAAAACACAGAAUGGGAUUCAACUUGUUAGAGAAGAGGUUGAGGUUUUGUCAACCGCAAAGCUAACGGUGAUGAACGGAGGGAAAAUGGAGGAAGGUGCGACCGUGAAUAUGCUUCACAAGAAGAGCAUUUGGGGAGGAGUUGUUCGCUCGCUUCACGACAACAAGAAGGAUGCGGACACGAAACUUAAAAAUGAAGUGGCUCCUACACCAAACUCGGUGCAAGAAAUGCAUGUUCAGGAAGAUGAAGAAGCAGCAGUGAAAAGAAAACGAAAACGGAAGACAUAUGAGAGCGAAGAAGAAAGCGAUUUUGAUGAUGAUGACAUUCUUGACGUUCCUGUAGCUGAUCCUCCUCAACAUACUUAUAUUAUAUUACGUUGGUGUUUUGAUAAUCUGAUAGGAAAGAAAACUGCUGCAAAGAAAAAACCACCGCCUAAAAAGACAAAUGAAAAAAAAGAUAAAGAAGCUGAUAUUAUUGCCAGACACGAUGAAGAUCUGCUGCUGAAAAUCUUAGAUACGGCGCCUGCCAAAACAGUCACUCAAACACCUACUCAAAGUCACGAACACCCAAGGUUUGGUGGCAAACAGCCUAAAUCUCAUCAGCCUCCUCCUUGCAUAAGUCUGACUUGCAGGGAAGAAAAGAGGAAGUUAAAAGAAGACAUUUCUGAAACAAGAACUCAGUUAGAAACGGCAAACGAAGAGAUAAGGAAACUACAAGAUGUCAUUUCAAACAAUAGUGCUAGUAAUAUAAACAUUGCUAGCAAUACAAGCACAAACGACCAUGUACAAGACGUGCAGUGUGGCAAGCUGCCUAGAACAGUAGGCAUGGCAAACAAACAUCUCCUGUUUAAGCUUGAUGAGAUAGCAAAUGGGGUAUGGUGCUGCCCCAUCAAAGUAAAAGCAGCAAUUAAAAACUCGUCGAGUAGAACAAGCCUUGCUUUGGCCCUCUUCGGGAUAUUUUAUCCCAAAGAUGAACUGAAGGGAAGAAGACUGCAUGAAUUGGAUGCAGACAUCAUAAAUGCCAUUACUGAUUUUGCCAUGGUGGCAAAACUUACAAAAGAGCCAAAGCCACCAAAAGAGCCAAAAGAGGGAGAAAAAACCCCGCCUACUCCAUCAAGAAGCUCUAUCAAACAAGCGUUGCGUAUGAAAUGCAACAGCAUAAUUUGCCAAGCUCGAAAAAAGGAACAGAGACGAGUUGCCCAACAAAUAGCUGCAGAAAAUAUUGACAGAAAUAUAAAUGAAGAUCAAGAUCCUCAAGUUUGA
This is a messenger RNA of Exaiptasia diaphana, 1281 nucleotides long. RefSeq lists its product as uncharacterized. The transcript is spliced from 7 exons. The record is from RefSeq and is a predicted model, not a curated record. The coding region runs from base 1 to 1281 and encodes 426 amino acids. Lineage: Eukaryota; Metazoa; Cnidaria; Anthozoa; Actiniaria; Aiptasiidae.